This is a messenger RNA of Stegodyphus dumicola, 680 nucleotides long. RefSeq names its product cuticle protein 16.8-like. NCBI's taxonomy places the organism in Eukaryota, Metazoa, Arthropoda, Arachnida, Araneae, Eresidae. Gene Ontology annotation, molecular function: structural constituent of chitin-based larval cuticle. Gene Ontology annotation, cellular component: chitin-based extracellular matrix. The record is from RefSeq and is a predicted model, not a curated record.
ACGCAAUUUGAUCUUGAGUAUAUAAGGUUCGCUAGUGAUGGAUUGAUGUAUUGUUUCGUUUUCUGACAAUCAUUCAGCAAAUCAACAUGUUCUGUCGUGUACUUACCUUUGCUGCCAUCAUUGGCAUUGCGUUUGCUUCCUUGCCAGUUGCAGUUCAUCAACCAUUGCAUUAUCCAGUUCAUCAUGCUCCUCAACCAUACAAGUUUGGAUACAGCAUCAAAGAUCAUCAUGGUGAACAGCACAGAGAAGAAGUCGGAGAUGGUGCCAGUGGAGUGAAGGGUAGCUAUGGUUUCACAGAUGCUAGAGGUAUUCACAGACAGGUCAACUAUGUUGCUGAUCACGCAGGCUUCAGAGCUCAGGUCAAGACCAACGAACCUGGUACCGCUAACCAGAAUCCUGCAGCUGUCCACGUCAUUUCUGAAGCACCAUAUGGAAACGGAGUUGCUGUAAUUGCUGCUCCUGUGGCUGUGCAUGGUCUGGGACACGGAGGAUAUGGAUAUGGAAGUGCUGGAAUCGGUUAUGGAGCAGGUUUGGGAUAUGGAGCUAAUAGCGGCUUGGGAUACGGCCUCGGAAGCUUGGGUUACGCAAGAUAUGGUUUCUAAAUUAUUAUCCUAUGAAAGAAUGAAUUAGAUUUCUGUGUAUAUACGUUUUCUAUCGAAAUAAACUUUGCAAUUCUUUCA